This is a messenger RNA of Sphaeroforma arctica JP610, 900 nucleotides long. RefSeq lists its product as hypothetical. Lineage: Eukaryota; Ichthyosporea; Ichthyophonida. The transcript has 6 exons. The annotation marks the transcript as partial. The record is from RefSeq and is a predicted model, not a curated record.
GCGAAUCGACCCACCCCAAGGAUAAGCACACCCACUUUUAUUCCGGGAAACCCCGCGACAUUCAAGGCCAUCAGAAGGGCCACUCGCGACCGCAGGAGAUCGAACGCUGCAUCGAAAGAGACUGCACAGCGUGAUCCUGUCGAACAUCAGUCCGAAGUCAAUGCAGACUGUUUGUUCUGGAGUGGGGGCAAGGAGUCCUAUCUGGCGUUGAAGGCGAUGCAAUUGCGCACAGCCGAAGACAACACCCAACACCUGGAGGACGACGACAAAGCCACAGAGCCGGUAGAGCACCCCAACAGCACCAACGGCCCUGGGUAUAGCCGUGGAGGGUACACCCACGUGCGUGUGGCACAGGAACAGUCAGUGGGUGUAGAGGGUUCUGGUGUGUGUGUGAAGGCUCGGGGGGUGAAUGGGAGGACCGUGCUGGUGACGACUAUUAAUGCGGCGACGUGGGAGGCGUCUCACCAGUGUGUCAGCGUAGAGCGCAUCAUAGAACAAGCCAGGUAUCUGAAGCUGGACUUGUUGCUGAUCCCUCUGGACGAUUGGGCCAGUAACGACGACUAUAGGGACGGAGUGCUGGACGGAUUAAAGGAACUGAAUAAUUCGGGGCUCCGACCCAACCGCUUGAUUUUCGGCGAUUUGGGGUUAGAGGAAGUUCGGGACUGGCGGAUAAGCGUGUUUGGCAAGGACAUGGACUGUGUAUUCCCCAUAUAUGGCAUUGAUAAGCAUUUACUGCUGCAAGACCUUUGGGACGCCGAAGAUUUGAGUGUACGGGUUGUGUCUCUGCCUCAGGGCACCUUUGGGGGAGCGUUGGGGAUUGGAGGAAUUUAUGACCUAUCAAGUCUUGAGCGCUUACCCUCCACAGUAGAUGUCAUGGGGUAUGUAUCAAAUAAGGCAUAA